Thlaspi arvense is the source of this 1112-nucleotide messenger RNA. The record is from the annotation of a GenBank genome assembly. Lineage: Eukaryota; Viridiplantae; Streptophyta; Magnoliopsida; Brassicales; Brassicaceae.
AAAUUAUCCAACCCUGAUCAAGCCCUAAGUACGUACAUCUAUAUAUACGCCUGGAACUAAAACCCAAAAACAACACAAAUCUGAAAACACAACCGGAAAUCUGAGAAAAAGAAAACUUCCGACGCAAAGAAAUGGCAACAUUCUCCGUUAUGUCAACCUUCGCCGCGGCGGCAAUCACGUUGCAACUACUACUCUUGAAUCCAGCAUCAGCCUCCCCUCACAUGAAAUACAUUGACGCCAUCUGCGAUCGCGCACAUGACCAAGCUUUCUGCGUUAAAACAUUAACUACAAAUCCCCCUACGGCUGCUCCCAUUAACCUGCAUCCACUGGCCGAGGCCGUGAUGGCGCUCGCGAUAUCUCACGCCGAGAAGACGGCGGUUUUCGUAGAUGAGGCGGCGAAGAAAGAUCCGACGCUAAAGGCCUCGUUCACAGAGUGCCACAAGGCCUACUUGGCCGUAGCGGCUGCUCUCAAGAGCGCAACUUUUAAGCUCAAGAAAUCCCCGGACACGGCUAACUACGACGUCAGGGCUUCGAGCGAGCACAUGAGGCGCGUGACGACUUUGAUUGCGAAAAACAGCGACAAGGCUUCAACCGCACUCAAGGAGAUGAAUGUGCAGAUGGAGAAAUUCCUCGAUCUUGCAGCUGGAGCCGCUGACGCCGUUGACGACGACGACGAGAACCUCCACCGUCGCGUCUGAUUUUAAAAUGUUGGGUUUCGAUUUUGUUUGUUUGUUUGUUCACCUAUACAAAUGAAACCAAAUAUAUUAAUAUACACAUAAACUGUGUUAUGAUAAAUUAGUAAUUCAGUUUUUUGAAAUAAUUUCAGAACUAAUGUGGUCAAGUUUUGCAUAAAAGGUUUGCAGUAUAUAUAUGAUUCUUACAAAAUGAAAUGUGGAUUUGGUUUCUAGACCAAAAACGACUCUGGUUUUUUUUUUCAAAUGAAAUGAUACGUGACGAGAGAAGCCAAGAGCAACGAAGAUAGAUUAGACAUGAAAAAGGAUCCGAGAACAAUAAAAAAAUAGUUAUGGCUCAAUUAUUUUUGUUCUUGAAUAAAUUUAUACGUACUAUAAGAUGCUGAAUGACAUUUUUUUCUCUUUGUUCUUUACAUAGAA